AUGGCAGGUGGGCAGGAGCCAAGGGCUGUGCAGAAGCAUGUCUCAUUUGGGACAACUCAGGAAAGGAGGAUGUUCCCCUACUACUUCGCCCCAGACAGGCUGGGGAUUGAGGUGAUGGCUGUCGGGGGAAACCCUCUGGUUGGGCCAGGCUGUUACCUGGGCCAGGAGACACCCAUCCUGAAAUCCUCUCUGAGCACCAGGCCCAUGAGCAGCAAGGGUUACGUGAUGGGAGCGAGGACAGGCCCGCGCUUCAUGCCCACCAGUCGGACGGUGACCCCUGGCCCCGCAGCGUACGAGCCCUUCUGGAUGGAAAAGAGGAAGUGCCAGCCUGCCCAUGCCCCCUUUUCCUCCAGCACACCACGAUUUCCAUCCAGGCCUCCAGACAGAGAACUGUUCCCUGGACCUGGAACUUACAACGUGGAGCAGCCACUGAACAAAAAAGUCACUUGGCCGAUGAGGUUUGGGUCUCCAGACUGGUCUUCAGUGCCCAAGCCACCAAAGAAGAUGGUAAAAAGGGAGGUGCAGGAGAUGACCAUAGACAAAGAAUCCAAGAAGCACCAGGGGCGACUGGCCUACCUGAAGCUGCACUUUGGCUGA
Molecule: messenger RNA, 597 nt
Organism: Myiozetetes cayanensis
Lineage: Eukaryota; Metazoa; Chordata; Aves; Passeriformes; Tyrannidae
Gene: CIMAP3
Product: primary cilia formation
Exons: 6
Coding region: 1-597 (198 amino acids)
Biological process (GO): regulation of cell projection organization
Cellular component (GO): ciliary basal body
Molecular function (GO): cytoskeletal protein binding
Source: RefSeq, a predicted model, not a curated record